GAACAAAAAAACAUGUACUCCGCACUUUACUCUGAUUAUUUACAGCAAAUUGAUCUCCAAAGAACACGAUAAAAUUCGCAUUGUUCAGAUUCUACUCCCAGACUCCCAGUCUCUCUCUUCAUUCACUGUGGAUUGCGGCUAGGGUUUUAGAGUCUCGUCACUCACUUACUCCACUCUCUCUCCUCUUCCUUUAUCCCCUUUUGUCAUCUCAGUUUAUGUGACAUUUUUUGCCUGCAAACAUUCAACCGAUCUGAAAAAAUAAAAUUCCCCAAAUGGUAUCCAAAUCAAAUUAAAACCUCCCCUUUUUUUGGUUCUUGAUUUUGAUUGCUGGGGUUUGUAGCUUUUGAUUUUAGCUUUUGCUAAAUACCCAAUUCAAAUCUUGAAAAAAUGGCGACAAUGAACCCUUUUGAUUUGUUGGGUGACAACGAUAACGAUGACCCAUCGCAGCUCAUCGAGUCUGCUGCUCAGCUGCAGAAGGUUGCUGCUGCGACUCAGAAAACACCAGCUCAGGCUGCUUCUCAAACCCAGCAAAAAGCUGCGAAAUUGCCCUCAAAACCCCUGCCCCCAUCUCAAGCUGUUCGGGAGGCAAAGAAUGAAACCCAACGCGGAGGAAGCCGUGGAGGAGGUCGUGGUGGUGGCCGCGGCCGCGGUGGAUACACCAAUAGAGAUUAUCCAAGCAAUGAAAAUGCUUUUAACAACACCGGAGUGACUGGCGGUCAAGGAGAUGAAGGGGAAGGUGGAAGGGACAGGCGGUCUUUUGGUGGACCUCGUGCCCCUUACCGCGGUGGUCGCCGAGGUGGUUUCAACAAUGAGGAGGGGAGAGAUGGAGAACGCCCACGCAGAACCUUUGAACGUCGAAGUGGGACUGGGCGUGGUAGUGAGGUCAAACGCGAGGGUUCUGGGCGUGGAAACUGGGGUGCUGAAUCAGAGGAAGUUGCCCCUGUUAACGAGGAAGGUGUAGAACAAACUGAGAAGAAUGUCAACUCUGAGAAUCUUCCAGCUGUAGAAGAUGCUGCUGUUGGCAACAAGGAGGGCCAGCCAGAGGAGGCUGAAGAAAAGGAACCAGAAGAAAAGGAGAUGACUCUUGAAGAGUACGAGAAAUUACUGGAAGAGAAGCGGAAGGCUCUAUUAGCCCUCAAGUCCGAGGAGCGAAAAGUGGUGGUUGACAAAGAAUUAGAGUCCAUGCAACAACUUUCAAACAAGAAGGACGAUGAUUCAGUUUUCAUUAAAUUGGGUUCUGACAAGGAUAAGAAGAAGGAAGCGCUGGAAAAGGAGAAAGUGAAGAAGUCUGUCAGCAUUAACGAGUUUCUGAAGCCCGCUGAAGGUGAGAGAUUUGGAGGACGUGGCAGAGGACGUGGUGGUCGUGGCUCAAGAGGUGGUGAAUAUGGUGGUGGAGGAGGUAACAGGACAUAUAGUGCCCCUGCUCCUGCAAUUGGAGAUCCCGGGGAGUUCCCAACUUUAGGUGGCAAGUGAGGCCUUUAGCUAUAAACGUUGGUCUCUUUGUGGGAUUUUACUUGUUUGCCCUUUGAUUUUAAGUCUUUUGAGUCUAAGGAAUGAACUUCCAGCUGCGAGUUUCCUGUACCAAAUCCAUCGUUAAGGAGAAUUUUUAUGUUUUUCUAAUUUGUAUAUUUAUUCUGUUACCUCUUUUUUUCCCCUUUUCUUUUGUAUUUGAUGUUUGAUUCUUCUAUUUAGUUGUUAGGAAGGAAAUACGGUAUGAAAACUGUUCUUUUUGCUCAAUUUUGUUACUGAAAUAGAAUAGUCUUUUUGGUCAA
This is a messenger RNA of Spinacia oleracea (spinach), 1772 nucleotides long. Its product is annotated as RGG repeats nuclear RNA binding protein A. Lineage: Eukaryota; Viridiplantae; Streptophyta; Magnoliopsida; Caryophyllales; Amaranthaceae. The transcript has 7 exons. The coding region runs from base 388 to 1473 and encodes 361 amino acids. Gene Ontology annotation, molecular function: mRNA binding. Gene Ontology annotation, cellular component: nucleus; cytoplasm. The record is from RefSeq and is a predicted model, not a curated record.